Messenger RNA from Arvicola amphibius (Eurasian water vole), 1385 nucleotides. RefSeq names its product alanyl-tRNA editing protein Aarsd1. Gene Ontology annotation, biological process: regulation of translational fidelity; alanyl-tRNA aminoacylation. Gene Ontology annotation, molecular function: nucleic acid binding; ATP binding; alanine-tRNA ligase activity. NCBI's taxonomy places the organism in Eukaryota, Metazoa, Chordata, Mammalia, Rodentia, Cricetidae. The transcript is spliced from 12 exons. The record is from RefSeq and is a predicted model, not a curated record. Bases 82 to 1320 code for a protein of 412 amino acids.
AGAAAAUUUGUCCCGGGUCGCUCUCCGUCCUCCGCCCGGCUCUUCCGGCGCGCGCUGGUCUCCAGGGCCUAGGAGUCCUCGAUGGCGUUCCUGUGUCAGCGCGACAGCUACGCGCGGGAGUUCACCACCACCGUGGUCUCCUGCAGCCCCGCUGAGCUGCAGACUGACGCGAGCGGCGGCAAGAAAGAAGUGCUGAGCGGUUUCCAAGUGGUUCUGGAAGACACGCUGCUUUUCCCCGAGGGCGGGGGCCAGCCUGAUGACCGUGGUACCAUCAAUGACAUCUCUGUGCUGAGAGUGACCCGCCGUGGGGCCCAGGCUGAUCAUUUCACACAGACAGCUCUGUCCCCUGGGAGCCAGGUCCAGGUCCGGGUGGACUGGGAGCGGAGGUUUGAUCACAUGCAGCAGCAUUCAGGGCAGCAUCUCAUCACAGCAGUAGCUGACCAUCUCUUUGGGCUGAAGACGACGUCAUGGGAAUUAGGGAGACUCCGGAGUGUGAUUGAGUUGGACAGCCCUUCUGUGACUGCAGAGCAGGUAGCUGCCAUAGAACAAAGUGUCAACCAGAAAAUCAGAGAUCGGCUCCCUGUGAGUGUGCGAGAGCUGAGCCUGGAUGACCCUGAGGUGGAGCAGGUGAGGGGCCGGGGUCUCCCAGAUGACCAUGCUGGGCCCAUUCGUGUUGUUACUAUCGAGGGUGUUGAUUCCAACAUGUGCUGUGGGACCCACGUGAGCAAUCUCAGUGACCUGCAGGUCAUUAAGAUUCUGGGCACUGAGAAAGGGAAAAAGAACAAAAGCAACCUGAUAUUUCUGGCUGGGCACCGGGUACUGAAGUGGAUGGAGCGAAGUCAUGGGAGAGAGAAAGCACUGACCACACUGCUGAAGUGUGGAGCUGAGGAUCACGUGGAAGCAGUGAAGAAGCUCCAGAAUGCCACCAAGCUCCUGCAGAAGAACAACCUGAGUCUCCUCAGAGACCUGGCUGUGCACACUGCCCACAGCCUCAGGAGCAGCCCAGACUGGGGAAGUGUGGUUACACUACACAGGAAAGAGGGUGAUUCUGAGUUCAUGAAUAUCAUCGCCAAUGAGAUUGGGUCAGAGGAGACCCUCCUGUUCUUAACUGUGGGGGAUGAGAAAGGUGCCGGGCUCUUCUUAUUGGCAGGGCCAGCGGAGGCCGUGGAGACCCUGGGGCCCAGGGUGGCUGAAGUCUUAGAAGGCAAAGGAGCAGGGAAGAAGGGCCGCUUCCAGGGCAAGGCCACCAAGAUGAGCCGACGGGCAGAGGUGCAGGCACUUCUGCAGGACUAUGUCGGCUCACAGAGUGCUGAGGAGUGAGGGGCCAGGAUGCCCGUCCCCGUGACCACAGCAGUCUUUUGGACAGUAAAAGAGUGUCACCUAAA